CCACUUGCCAACGGUCGCCUUAUCAGGCGUCCACUUAACCAGCUCCACCUAUAGAACAAUCGUCCAUUCCGGUCGCAAAUACCAUCACUAUGGCGAAUCCUCUAGAUACAGAUGCUGGCUCUGAGAUGUUCAGCAGCUAUGAGGCGGAGCUCAAACUGGUGCAGGCUGAUCUGAACCAGAAGCUCGAUCAGAUCGCGGAGGCAAGCGGGGAGGAAAGGAAGGCAGCUAUCAAACAAGCUGAGCGUGUUCUGGACGAGGCCAAUGAACUGCUCGACCAAAUGCGCAUGGAGAAGCAGAACAUCCCUUCUGCAGCCAGAUCCAAAGUCAACGUUCGCUUUCGCAACUACUCCACAGAUAUCGAUAACUUGAAGCGCCGCCUCAAGUCUCUUUCCGAUGACCGCAAGGCCUUGUUCGGAGACCGCUACACGGACGAACCAGACGUGCAGGAUCGGCAUUUGGAACAGAGACAGCAACUCUUAUCCGGUACGGAGCGCCUGGAGCGCAGCUCUGGCCGGCUACGGGACAGCCAACGGAUCGCUCUGGAGACGGAGGACAUCGGAAGAAACACGCUUGCGGAUCUCCAUCAGCAGCGCGAGACGAUCGAACAUGCCAGAGCGGGAUUGCUGCAGAGUGAAGGCUAUGUAGACACGAGCAUAAAGACGCUCAAGGGCAUGGCCCGUAGGAUGGCUACGAAUCGGAUAAUCACCAUCGCAAUCAUCACCGUUCUCGUGCUUCUCAUUUUCGCUGUCAUUUACAGCAAGUUCCACUGAGUCCUUCCUUUUACGUUUUUUUGGUUGACGGGCGUUCUCUGUAUAUCGGUUCUUACAUUGCGUUGGCCAGUUUGUCUUGCAGCAGCUUUUCAUAUUCGAGUCUUUGGAACAGCGCUACGGAAUGUUCUUCGUUUUGUAUGAUACAAACCAAGCCUUAUCAAUUGGCAUGAAUCAGGCAUGCUGAUGCCUUAAUUCCGAUAAACGCAUCACUAUGAAAUAUGAAUCAAU
This is a messenger RNA of Paecilomyces variotii, 998 nucleotides long. RefSeq names its product vesicle transport v-snare protein vti1homolog. Gene Ontology annotation, cellular component: late endosome membrane; endoplasmic reticulum membrane; Golgi apparatus. The record is from RefSeq and is a predicted model, not a curated record. Gene Ontology annotation, molecular function: SNARE binding; SNAP receptor activity. Lineage: Eukaryota; Fungi; Ascomycota; Eurotiomycetes; Eurotiales; Thermoascaceae. Gene Ontology annotation, biological process: macroautophagy; retrograde transport, endosome to Golgi; intra-Golgi vesicle-mediated transport. The transcript has 3 exons. Bases 90 to 770 code for a protein of 226 amino acids.